Molecule: messenger RNA, 811 nt
Organism: Triticum aestivum (bread wheat)
Lineage: Eukaryota; Viridiplantae; Streptophyta; Magnoliopsida; Poales; Poaceae
Exons: 3
Coding region: 241-660 (139 amino acids)
Source: RefSeq, a predicted model, not a curated record
ACUCCCAAUCGCUGAAAGAUUUCAACUCCAUAAGGAAUCAAACCAAUAAAAAAUCAAGUUCGAGGGCUAUUUCUCCCUCGGGCCGUGUUUGGGUAUAACCGGACUUCUUUGGUUGGGUGCAAGCAAUUUUGUCCUCGUACAUGUACCAAUCGGAUUUGCUCGAAAAAAAAAACAUGUAGUACCGCUCGGACCACGAAGAGGCAUCGCCGCGCCGCCAACCCACAUCCUCCAGCCUGAUCCAUGGCGCUGCGUACCCUGGCGGCGAGGGCGCGGACUUCCGCCGCCGCGCUCCGCCCACAGAUGCCGUCCCUCGGCCUCUCCCCUCUGCCCGGCGGCCGCCCCAACUUCCACUCCGCCGCCGCCCCCCGCCGCCACCCGUCGGCCGGCGGCCGUCCCUCCCUCAUCAGGAACCUGCGCACAAGAAUUAACUUGGAAUCAGCUAGCAAAGAGGAGCUCGAACGUGAGGCAACCUUCUUAAGGGAACAGAUCAAUGAGUUUGUGGACCGUAUUCACAAGGAGAAGGAGAGGUCUGAUCUAAUUAAGAAGGAUCUUUGGGCUUCUCUGAAGCGUAUGGCCUGUUGUGCUGCUGUGGUGAAAGUCAUAACGCUUUUCAUUCCUUAUAAACUAGCGGAAGAAGAUGAGAUGAUGGAUAUGAACUAGCAGAACAAGCUGAGGUGAUGAACUAGUGGAACAAGCUGAGACGUCUUGUCAUCAGCUAGCUGUGAGCUCUCCCAAGGAAUCAAAUUCUAGUCUGUUGUUCACAUAUUGUAAGAUCUUGUGUUGGCAUUGAAUGGAACUAAAUUUUGCAGUA